Messenger RNA from Peromyscus eremicus (cactus mouse), 4455 nucleotides. It is a transcript of the gene Fem1c, whose product is annotated as fem-1 homolog C. Lineage: Eukaryota; Metazoa; Chordata; Mammalia; Rodentia; Cricetidae. Bases 569 to 2422 code for a protein of 617 amino acids. Gene Ontology annotation, molecular function: protein binding. The transcript is spliced from 3 exons. The record is from RefSeq and is a predicted model, not a curated record.
CCCCGCCGCCCUGCCCUGUCCCGCCCCUAGGCGGUUGCUGGCGGCGGCCGCCGCCCUCCCUCGACCCAAUGGCGCGGCUGCGGCGUCAGUAAUGUGAAGCAGUGCACUGGCUUGUCCGGCCCCCGGGCCUGCAGCCCAUUACACCAUCGGCCGCGGCAGCCGCUGCAUCCCGAACGGCCUGGGAGGGCGGGUGCAGACAGCUCCGCGGGGCGGGGCGGAGCGAGCAGCGCGGCCGGAUUCAUUCCUGUGGGGCGCGGGGCAUGGAGGAGCUGUGCGGCCGCAGGCGGAGCGGGGCAGCCCGGGCGACGGGGACAACGGUUUCCAUUUGAAGGGGCGGCCGGAGCCGGAGCAGCGGACGGCGGGAGGACCAGCCCCGGGGCAGUUUGGUGCUCUGCUUCUCCGAUGUUGGAAUGCGAUAGGAGGGAACAUACUCUCAGUGGUUUUAUAUCCGUUCUGGGGCGCGGUGACUAACAUUGAACUUUGGCUCCUGUAACUUGCCUGCGUGGAGAGUUAGGCUGGAGCUUCGCUUUGAAGGGUCAAUCAAGCUCAGCCUCCCGACUGGACAUAAAUGGAUCUAAAGACAGCCGUGUUCAACGCAGCUCGCGAUGGCAAACUCCGGCUCCUCACCAAGUUGCUGGCAAGCAAAUCCAAAGAGGAGGUUUCCUCCUUGAUCUCGGAAAAAACAAACGGGGCCACACCACUCUUGAUGGCCGCCAGGUAUGGACACCUCGACAUGGUGGAGUUCCUUCUAGAGCAGUGCAGCGCUUCCAUCGAGGUCGGGGGCUCUGUCAAUUUCGACGGGGAAACCAUCGAGGGGGCCCCCCCUUUAUGGGCCGCUUCAGCAGCAGGACAUCUGAAGGUUGUCCAGUCUUUGUUAAAUCAUGGAGCAUCUGUCAACAACACGACUCUAACCAAUUCAACGCCUCUUCGAGCCGCAUGCUUCGAUGGCCACUUGGAAAUAGUGAAGUACCUUGUAGAACACAAAGCCGACUUGGAAGUGUCCAACCGCCAUGGCCAUACAUGCUUGAUGAUUUCAUGCUACAAAGGACACAAAGAGAUUGCUCAGUAUUUACUGGAAAAGGGGGCAGAUGUUAAUAGAAAAAGUGUUAAAGGCAAUACUGCAUUGCAUGAUUGUGCAGAGUCUGGAAGCUUGGACAUCAUGAAGAUGCUGCUUAUGUAUUGUGCCAAGAUGGAAAAAGAUGGCUAUGGGAUGACUCCUCUUCUCUCAGCAAGUGUGACUGGUCACACCAAUAUUGUGGAUUUUCUCACACACCAUGCCCAGACCAGCAAAACAGAACGUAUCAAUGCUCUAGAGCUUCUGGGAGCUACGUUUGUAGAUAAAAAAAGAGAUUUACUUGGGGCUCUGAAAUACUGGAAAAAGGCAAUGAACAUGAGGUACAGUGAUAGGACUAAUAUAAUUAGUAAACCAGUUCCACAGACACUAAUAAUGGCUUAUGAUUAUGCCAAGGAGGUAAACAGUGCAGAAGAGCUAGAAGGUCUUAUUGCUGAUCCUGAUGAGAUGAGAAUGCAAGCCCUGUUAAUUAGAGAACGUAUUCUCGGUCCUUCUCAUCCUGAUACCUCUUACUACAUUAGAUAUAGGGGCGCUGUCUAUGCCGACUCUGGAAACUUUAAACGAUGCAUCAACCUAUGGAAGUAUGCUUUGGAUAUGCAGCAGAGCAAUUUGGACCCUUUAAGUCCAAUGACUGCCAGCAGCUUGCUGUCUUUUGCGGAACUAUUUUCCUUUAUGCUACAGGACAGGGCUAAAGGCUUGCUGGGUACUACUGUUACAUUUGAUGAUCUCAUGGGCAUACUGUGCAAAAGCGUCCUUGAAAUUGAGCGAGCUAUCAAACAAACUCAGUGUCCAGCUGACCCAUUGCAAUUGAAUAAGGCUCUUUCCAUCAUUUUGCACUUAAUUUGCUUAUUAGAAAAAGUUCCUUGUACUCUAGAACAGGAUCAUUUCAAAAAGCAGACUAUCUACAGGUUUCUUAAGCUGCAUCCAAGAGGAAAGAAUAACUUCAGCCCUCUGCAUCUGGCUGUGGACAAGAAUACUACAUGUGUAGGGCGGUACCCUGUUUGUAAGUUUCCAUCUCUGCAAGUUACUGCGAUACUGAUAGAAUGUGGUGCUGAUGUGAACGUCAGGGACUCUGAUGACAACAGUCCUCUACAUAUCGCUGCUCUGAACAACCAUCCAGACAUCAUGAAUCUCCUUAUUAAAUCAGGUGCACAUUUUGAUGCCACAAACUUACACAAACAAACAGCUAGUGACUUACUGGACGAGAAGGAGAUAGCUAAAAAUUUGAUCCAGCCCAUAAAUCAUACCACAUUGCAGUGUCUCGCUGCUCGUGUCAUCGUGAAUCAUAGAAUAUAUUAUAAAGGGCAUAUCCCAGAAAAGCUAGAGACCUUUGUUUCACUUCAUAGAUGAUAAUUCGAACUGUACGUCAGCACUGUUAAAGCACGAAUUGGUAACAGUUGUUUCAUAACUGAGCACUGUUGUGAUAACACCAGCAUUCAUUUAGCUUGAUAUCAUUGUGCUCUCAUUGGCUAAAGCAUUGUAAGCAUCAAAUUUGCAGGAUUGGUUUCCCAGUAUUUAAUAUAAAUAUACCGUAUAAUAUAUUGUUUGUGAAUUAUUGAGAAAUGUGAUGUCAUAUUCAAAUUUCUAAAACUGUCUGCCAAAGGCCAUUCUGGUUUUGUUUGCUGUUGGGUGUCAGGGACAGAGUUAACUUUUCAGUGAUGUCUUUAUACUUUACUAGUUUGUGAAUUUUAUACAGUUGAAAGUCAUCCUCCCCGGCUCCCACUUCUUCAGUCUUCAAGUUUUGCCCGUUUCUACUUUUUUUUCUCCCUAACCAUUUCUGCUACAGUGUUCCCCGAACCUUUGGAUCCAUGCUAGGUCAUAAACCUUAUGGACUUGUUCACCAUUUGCAGUAACCAUAAGUGCUUUAUCUUCUCUAUGCACCGGCUUAAACUGGACUGUUGUGUGUUGGCAUAUUCUCUAUGCAGCAGUUGGUCAACUUAACUCAAAACACUGUUUUCUUAAGUUAGGAAGUCAUUUCACAAAAGUACUCUUAGAGCAUGUCAGUUUCUAGAGUUGCCGGUAAGCUAUUUGAGCUCAAGCUUUGUUUAGUUUUAUGUUUGGUUUGGUUUUGCUUUGUUUCUUCACAUCUGAGGUUUCUUUUCUUCAAUCCACAGAAAGUUUUUGGAUGCUAAAUUUGGGAAACAAAUCUAUUACAGCUCAUUAGCCCAGUUGAAUUUAGGUCUGUCAUCUUAGUCUGUCGUACAGGAAAGGAAGAACUUUCCGAAGUGACCUGCCUUUCAUACUGCUCCAGCGCUGUCCUGCUUGUGCUGAUGGUGUGACUAGGUAUAGAGAAUGGCUUCACUUUAACCUCAGUCUCUCAUACCACAGCUUAGAGAGUCACACUGAGCUCCCAGUCAUUGAACUGCAGACCACUUUUCGUUACACAAAGGCUAAAGCAUGUCAGUGGCAUGAUGCUUGCCCAGCCAGACCUCGGCAUCUCCGAUAAUUAAGGUAUUUAGUAUGCAAGUUACUGCCAUAGUAUCAAAGGUCAAUAACAGUCUUCUUUCUUUUUUCAAGUUUAUGUAUAUCUUUUAAAGAUAACGUGCAUGAAUUACUUUGAUCUCAAUUAUUUGUCACCCUAUUAAAGACAAAAGAUUGCACAGUGAUUUCUGUCCCCUAAUGAAAGCGUCUCCUUUCCUUCUCUCUCCCUGCCACUUGCCCUCCUCCCAGCUCUUUUUCUCCUCUCCCACUUAUUUUUUUUUCCUAUCAUAGAUUUGUUAAUGCCACAGAAAGGGCUUCUUUGACUUCAGAAAAGAUAAGUGGAAAUUGAAAAGAUUCAGGUAAUCACUCAGCACUUUACCGUACUCAGUAGAAUUUACAAUGGUACACAUUGCCCUGCAGAUGUAGUAAAAAAAAAAAAAAAAAAACUGUUCUGAAUGAAAUGCUCCUUAUUGAUUCUAGAAAAACAAGUCAGUUCCCCUGUGAACUGGAUGAUCUGGGUCACUUGGGUUUAGGGGAUGACGUUUAUUCUGAGGGUUGAUGUAAUGUUAUUUAAAGAAUUGUCAUUGCAAUCACAUUCAUCUUUAUUCAGUAAAAAUUUGUAAUAAAGAGUAGUAAAUAAAGAACAGUAGACUUUUUCAUUAAACAAUUGAGGUUUAAUUUUUUUAAAAGGUAUCUUUACUCAUUUUACUACGUUUUAAAUUUUACCAUUGGGAAAAUGAAUUAGUUAUCAGUGGGCUCUUUUCAACCUUAUGAAGAUGUUUUACUAUGUUUUAUUUACUGUGGGCAAGUCUCAUAAAAUAUUUGAGCUGCUAUACAUAAGAAUAAUAUGUCAUUUAGACAGAUAUUCUAGAAAUAUCAACCUAUUUUGAAAUCAUCUGCCUCUAACUUUAUGGUAUGAGAAUUAUAUAUGCUUGAUGCUUGAACUACCUUUUUUUUUUUUU